AUGGCUGUGUCAUUAAAUAAUUCUAUUCAACCUCAAAAUUAUGAUUAUUUUCUUGUACUUGAUUUUGAAGCAACAUGUGAUGAUGAAAAAAAAAUUCAACCUUCUGAAAUUAUUGAAUUUCCUGUCUUGAAAAUUAAUGGUCGAACAUUUGAAUGUGAAUCAACAUUUCAUUCAUAUGUUAGCCCAACAGUUCAUCCUCAUUUAACGAAAUUUUGUACAGAAUUAACAGGUAUAACUCAAGAUAUGGUAACUAAUCAACCAACACUUGAUGUUGUUCUUCAACGUUUUCAUACAUGGCUUCAAAAGGAGAAUCUUCUCGAUCCACAAGUUAAAUCUAUUUUUGUUACUUGUGGUGAUUGGGAUUUAAAAACAAUGUUACCUAAUCAAUGUGAUUAUUUUAAAUUCGAACGUGCUAGAUAUUUUAAUGAAUGGAUUAAUAUAAAAAGACCGUAUAAUGAAGUAUUAGGUAAAAAACAGCGUACUGGAAUGAUGGAAAUGUUACAUGGUCUUAAUAUUCAACAUACAGGCAGACAUCAUAGUGGUAUUGAUGAUUGCAGAAAUAUCGCAGAAAUUUUGAAAGUAUUAGCACAACGUGGACAUGUUUUUCACGAUAGUAGAAAGAAAUAA
Messenger RNA from Adineta steineri, 627 nucleotides. The record is from the annotation of a GenBank genome assembly. NCBI's taxonomy places the organism in Eukaryota, Metazoa, Rotifera, Eurotatoria, Adinetida, Adinetidae.